Molecule: messenger RNA, 2233 nt
Organism: Anarrhichthys ocellatus (wolf-eel)
Lineage: Eukaryota; Metazoa; Chordata; Actinopteri; Perciformes; Anarhichadidae
Product: kinesin heavy chain-like
Exons: 15
Coding region: 11-1912 (633 amino acids)
Biological process (GO): microtubule-based movement
Molecular function (GO): ATP binding; microtubule binding; microtubule motor activity
Source: RefSeq, a predicted model, not a curated record
GGUGUGUGUUAUGUAUAUCAUUUUAUAUUAUAUUAAUUUUCAGGGGAGUCUGCACGACCCUCGUUUGAUGGGAAUCAUCCCUCGUAUCUCCAGAGACAUCUUUGAUCACAUCUACUCUAUGGAUGAAAACCUGGAGUUUCACAUCAAGGUCUCUUAUUUUGAAAUAUAUCUGGAUAAAAUCAGAGACUUACUGGACGUGUCAAAGACAAACCUGUCGGUCCACGAGGACAAAAACAGGGUUCCUUUUGUGAAGGGCUGCACGGAGCGUUUUGUUUCUAGUCCUGAUGAAGUGAUGGACGUCAUUGACGAGGGAAAAGCCAACCGACACGUCGCCGUCACCAACAUGAACGAGCACAGCUCUCGCAGUCACAGUAUUUUUCUGAUCAACAUCAAGCAGGAGAACAUGGAGACGGAGCUCAAACUGUCGGGGAAACUCUACCUGGUGGACCUUGCAGGCAGCGAGAAGGUGAGUAAAACGGGAGCAGAAGGUUCCGUGUUGGACGAAGCCAAGAACAUCAACAAGUCUCUUUCUGCUCUGGGGAACGUCAUCGCUGCUCUGAGUGAAGGAACAAAAACUCAUGUCCCGUACCGAGACAGUAAGAUGACCCGGAUCCUGCAGGACUCUCUGGGAGGAAACUGUCGAACCACCAUCAUCAUCUGCUGCUCUCCUUCUGUUUACAACGAGGCUGAAACCAAGUCCACCCUCAUGUUCGGACAGAGAGCUAAAACCAUAAAGAACACAGUGUCUGUGAACCUGGAGCUGACAGCUGAAGAGUGGAAGAAGAAGUACGACAAAGAGAAGGAGAAGAACAGGAGUCUGAACAUCAUGUUACAAAAACAAGAGAACGAGCUGAAACGCUGGAGGAAAGGUGAGUCUGUACCUGUGGAGGAGCAGCUGAGCAGCAGAAACAAGAAAAGCAGCAGUGAAGCGACAGCAGUGAUGGACAGCUUAGCCCCGCCCCCUGUCCCUCUGUCUGAUGAACAGAAGACUCAGUACGAGACGCUCAUCACCGACCUGUACCACCAGCUGGACGACAAGGAUGAUGAGAUUAACCAUCACAGUCAGACAGCCGAGGAACUCAAACAGCAGCUGAUUGAUCAGGACGAGCUGUUGGUGUCGAGCCGUCAGGACUAUGAGCGUGUGCAGGAGGAGCUGUCGCGGCUGCACAUGGAUAGUGACUCGGCCAAAGAGGAGGUGAAGGAGGUGCUGCAGGCGCUGGAGGAGCUCGCCGUCAACUACGACCAUAAGAGCCAAGAAGUGGAGACCAAGAACCGCUGCAACGAUCAGCUGAACGAGGAGCUAGCACGCAAAACUGUGAGUCUGGAGGCGGUUCAGAGGGAGCUGGACACCCUGAACGAGGUCAGUUCUCAUCAUAAGAAGAGGUCAGCAGACAUCCUCAGUCUGCUGCUUAGAGACCUUAGUGACAUCGGCAGCGUCCUCGGUACCACCGACCUAAAAGCUAUGACAGAGACAAGUGGAGUGAUGGAGGACGAGUUUACCACAGCUCGUCUCUACAUUAGCAAAAUGAAGUCUGAGGUCAAAUCUCUGGUGAACCGCAGCAAACAGCUGGAGGUCAACCUGACGGAGAACAUCUGCAGGAUGGAGGCUGAUGAGAAGGAGCUCAACACCUGUCAGCUGCUUGUCUCACAGCUCCAGGCGAAGAUUGUGUCUCUGACAGAUGACCUGCAGAGGGUCGAGCAGCAGAAGAGGAAGCUGGAAGAGAGUCAGGACAGUCUGAUGGAGGAGGUCGCCAAACUCAACGCUCAAGAUCAAAUGCAUGAGGUGACGGUGAUGGACAAAGAGAAAGAACACAUGAGCAGACUGAAGGAUGCCGUUGAGAUGAAGGUAGAAAUCAUCAAUGGGUUUCUGAUCAAAGCAAAAGUACUACAAACGUCUACUAAUUUACAAUAAUGAUACAAAUGUUACAUCACAGGGAACAUUUGUAUCAUUCAGGACCUUCAUAUUCUGAGGGAAAUUAAGUGAGUUAUAGAACUGAAGUGUUCCUUUAUGUAAAUGAGGUGAGUUAAAGAAUUGGAGUGUUCCUGCUUUAUGUAAAUGAGGAGAGUUAGAGAACUGAAGUGUUCCUUCUUUAUGUAAAUGAGGGGAGUUAGAGAACUGAAGUGUUCCUUCUUUAUGUAAAUUAAGUGAGUUAAAGAACUGAGACUACAUCCAUACUACUACGUUUCUAUUUGGAAGCAGAUUUGUCAAAUAGAAACGAUCUCUGUCCACAUG